AGUACUUGCAGUCUGGAAUCUUCCUCAUUAGGAAUUGUGUGCGUUGAUGCAGACUCCUCAAGCCAACAUUCAGAAGAACCCCCUGAAGAAUGGUUCUUUGACCACCUCUUUGAUACUUCUUUUACAUAAAUUUUGUGUCUGACGUCUUUGACUUUGAUGGCAACCAACCAUCAGCCAUACAUCCUUGCUUUACAGGUGUUGUCAUUAUGAGAAGGGUUUGAAGCCCCAUCAGGAACAGGACUGCAAUCGCAGAACACAUCAGAGAGGACCUGCCACCUAUUGAGAAAAGACUGGAAGAGGAUGAGCGCACCAUGGAUGCCUCUGAGGUUCUGGAGGAAAGUCUACAGAACAUGAGCAUCCAGGAUGCUGAAACCCAGCUCAUGAAUGAGCAGGAGAUAAAUGACCUAAUGAACAGUGUAAUUGAUUGGGGUGACAGUAAUGAUGAGGAGAUUGAAGCAGAUGACAGUGAAGAUGAGGACUAUGUCCCUCGUAUUUGUAUUCGGUUGGAUGGAGCAUUGCAGGCACCACCAUGCCUUGACAAUCUGCCUGUGAUAGAUGCCAGUGAGACAGUACAUGACAUCCCGGAUGUAGAGCCUCCAUCAGUCACCUUACCUCCACUUCAACAACCUGACUUUCCUGAUACACUGUGCGUCAUGACUGAAGAUGACCUAAUCGGGAAACGGGCCUCCAUCACUUAUGAGGACUGUUUGAAGCAGCUUGCAACAUUCCUUGUGCUUCCAGUCCAAAGAUGCCCAUACACAUGUGACGUCAGCCAAGUGGAGUGUCAGUGUCGCCCUCCAUUUGAAGUUUCCUUUACGCGCAGGGGUACUGCAAGCAUCAUGGAAUGGGACACGUACGGUAUAGACACUGUAAAGGAGUUUUGGGAGGAGAGGAGGGCUGAGGCAAUACAUCGCCUAAAAGACAGAGAUGUGGUGAUAGUAGCGGAUGGAAGAAUGGACAGCCCUGGACAUUGCGCCCAGUACUGUACAUACACUGCCAUGGAGAACGAAUCCAGGGAAAUCCUCUCCGUCAUCACUGUGGACAAAAGGGAGACUGGGCGAAAUUCUGUGAUCAUGGAGAGAGAGGCAUUUGUGCGGACAGUGGACACUCUUUUGAAUGAAGUCAAACUAGUGGAGGUCUGCACUGAUGCCCAUGUCCAGAUCUCCGCACUAAUGAAGGAGGCUGCCAGCAUGCAGACUUGGAAUCUGGUGGAGCUCAACAGUGGCUUGAGCGAGGCUCCAUGGCACACGAGGCUCUGAAGAGCAUCGUUCGAAACAAGCGGUGGCUUAAUGAGGUCCACAAAUACCUACACUUUAGGUCUACUGUUGAUCUGGAGUCCUUCCAGAACCAUAUUUUAAUGUACACUAGCAAGCGCACAGCAUUUAGCCCUCCUGUCUUUGAGGCCAGGAUGCUCCUUGCAGCAAUAGACUACAAUUACCACAAGGACUGCCCAGAGUUGUGCAAAUCUGAUGGAAGCAAACAGUAAAGGAGGCUGUACAAAAAGAAUGCUCGCAGGUAUAUGCUUUACACUCUGAAGGCAUCCAAGACGUAUGGCUACAUCCCAGAACUGCAAGCUAUGAUCCUUCAAAAGAGAUUAGCUGGUAAGGGGAUGCCCAGACAGAGGACACUACGACCUGAUGACCCCCGAAGGUACGGCCUACUUCCCCCUGUGCCGGCACCAACCAUUGAGGAACUCCUGCACACCCAAGUCAGGAGAGGUCUUGGUGGGCCAAGCACAGGUGUGGCACAGGUGUAGCGCGACGUGUGUGAUUACUUCCUGGAUCGUGGGCUUUAAGAUCUCGUCAGACCUGGUUGUGGAGGCCGCCGCUUAUCCUCCUCUCCCGCACCAUUUUGGCUAUUUGUUUCUUUACGCACGACACCUCAAUUCUCAUAUCGCAUACACUUUUAUUUCCCAACCUAUCAUUUAUACUGACUUUACUUAACCUACGUUGUUAAUCCUUUAACUUAAAUAAAUACAUAUUUUUAUACGGCAAAAUCCGCGUGGUCUUCCCUCUCUGGUUACAUAGCCUAGUAGGCAGGAUGUAACACUAGCUCCGCCUA
Alosa alosa (allis shad) is the source of this 2061-nucleotide messenger RNA. RefSeq lists its product as uncharacterized. The coding region runs from base 312 to 1259 and encodes 315 amino acids. The record is from RefSeq and is a predicted model, not a curated record. NCBI's taxonomy places the organism in Eukaryota, Metazoa, Chordata, Actinopteri, Clupeiformes, Clupeidae. The transcript is spliced from 13 exons.